AUGCCUCCUUCGCGAUAUGACAUUGCAACUCACUGCUCACCAUUCGGCGGUGAUGGGUUAAUUCCCACUGAGCAUGGGUACUUCAUCGAUGCUCACCUAGGGGAACUGGAUACGUCUUUCUUCAGUUUUACCAAGGCUGAGCUGGAAUACAUUGAUCCACAUCAGCGUCACCUUCUGGAAGUUGUACACGAGUGCUUCGAGAGUGCGGGAGAAGCAAACUACCGUGGUGCAAACAUCGGAUGCUACGUUGGGUCGUUCAGCGACGAUUGGAGGGAGACUCUCUUCCACGAUCUCCAAAUGUACGGCAAGUACCCAGUAGCUAUUGGAGGGGACUUUAGUGUUCUCAGCCGGAUCUCAUUUGAGUAUGACUUACGCGGACCGAGCAUAAGUACCAGGACAGCGUGUUCUUCAGCACUGGUUGCCUUGACGCAGGGGUGUACCGCCAUGUCGAUGGGAGAGUGCGACGCGGCCAUUGUGGCUGGCUGCCAGUUCAUACUCACACCAACAAUGAACGUUAUCGUGUUAACACGAGGCAUGUUGUCCAAGGACGGCUCGUGCAAGUCUUUUGACGCGGCCGCGGAUGGCUAUGGACGCGGAGAAGCCAUUAAUGCAGUGUACCUGAAGCUGUUGGCUGCAGCGCUGCGUGACCGGAACCCCAUUCGCGGCAUCAUUCGCAGCAGCGCAGUCAACGAUGACGGCAAGACGGCAGGUUUUAGUGUCCCCAGCACUUUGACGCAGGAAGCAUUGAUAAGGCAAGCGUAUCGAAUGGCCGGCAUCGCCGACUGCUCUCAGACACCCUUUGUCGAAUGCCACGGCACGGGAAUCAAAGUGGGUGACCCGAUCGAGGCGUCGACAAUUGCUCGCCUCUACAACGAGAAGAAGCAGAUCUUCAUUGGCUCGGCCAAGCCUAACAUGGGGCAUUCGGGAGGUGCUUCGGGUCUGACAUCGUUCAUCAAGGCCAUCUUGGCUGUUGAGAAGGGCAUCAUCCCGCCCAAUAUCCGUUUCGAGACAUCCAAUCCAAAGAUUCCGUUCAAAGAAGGGGGCUUGACGGUGCCUACAGAACCCAUUCCCUGGCCCCUAGACCGUCCCGUCCGAGUGGACAUCAACUCUUUCGGCAUGGGAGGCGUAAAUGCUCACACCGUCGUUGAAUCGGCGAAGAACAUUACUCCUGCUCAAUCUCCUAGUUCGGGCUGCUGUGGGCCUUCGUUACUGUUGUUUUCUGCAAACACCUCCGAGUCUCUCGUCAAGAUUGUGGAGAAGAACCACGCUUACCUACAAAAAAAGCCCCAGGCGGUCUCUGACCUCGCCUACACGUUGGCAGCCCGGAGGGUUCAUCUGCCAUUCCGUACGUACUCUAUAGUCAAGAAUGGAGAGAUGAAAACGUUUCCCUCUUCUCGCGUGCCAGAACGGCGACCAGACAUCGUCAUGGUGUUCACCGGUCAAGGGGCUCAGUGGCCCGGGAUGGGCGCUCGUCUAUACGAGACGAACGCCAGGUUCAAGGAGUCACUGCUUCUCAGUGAGCGUGUUCUUGCAGAACUUCCAGAGGCCCCGAAAUGGUCUCUAAUAGAAGAGAUCCACAAUGGGGAAUGUAGCAACAUCCACAAAGCGCAGUACGCGCAGCCAGUUUGCACAGCUGUGCAGAUUGCACUGGUGGACGCACUGGCCGAGGUUAACGUAAAGCCUUUUGCGGUGGUGGGCCAUUCCUCCGGAGAGCUGGCGGCAGCGUAUGCAUCUGGAAGACUGACGGCGCGCGAGGCCAUGAUUUGUGCUUUUAUCGAGGCGGAGAUCGAGCCAUUCCUUGUACCUGGCGUUGUUGUUGCUUGCGAGAAUUCACCGUCAAGUGUGACUAUCUCAGGAAAUCUCGAAUCCGUCAAUGAAGUGACCAGUGCCAUCAAAACCGGUUCGACUGCGCUAGCACGCCAGCUCAAGGUCGACACUGCAUACCAUUCUUGGUACAUGACAGAGGUUGGCGGCAGGUACAAGUCCUUGUUGGACCGCUACCUAGGGAGCGGCACCGACUCAUCGAUUCCAUUUGCCUCUUCGCAGAGAAAUCUGGAAUGUCCGGUGCAGUUCAACCAAGCAGUUGGGGCAAUUCUGGAGAGAUUCAAGCAGCCCCUCUUCUUUCUCGAAGUAGGUCCUCACUCGGCCCUCUCGGGGCCUCUUCAUCAGAUAUUCGAUGACAAGUCUGUUACUCAUGGCUAUGAAUCAUGUCUUGUGAGAUCGAAGCCCUGUUCUGAAUCUUUCUUAGGCCUUGUGGGUCAGCUGUUUGCACAGGAUCAGGCAUUGCAUAUGGAUGUGCUCACCGACCCGGACGGCACAGCGCAGGUCCUGGCGGAUGCGCCGACGUACUCAUGGGACCACUCCAUGUCAAAUGUGUAUGCGCCACGAAGCAUCAAAGAGUGGAAAAAGUCGCCAUUCCCUCGACAUGAGCUACUGGGGGCUAGGAAUGUGUUCAGUACGGAUGAUCAACCAUCUUGGCGCAACGUCCUCUUCUUCAAACAUUUCCCUUGGCUCUUCGAGCACAAAGUGGCUGGAAAUGCAGUGUUUCCUGCGGCAGGCUACAUUGCAAUGACAAUUGAAGCGGUGCGGCAGGUUGGCGCAGGCGAUGCGGGAUAUCAGAUCCAAAACCUACAACUCAGUCAUGCUAUGGUGCUGGACCGAUACAACACGAUUGAGAUAAUGACUUCGCUUUGGCGAUGCGGCAGUCGGUACGAUUUCACUAUCAGCUCUCACAAUGACGUAUCUUGGGUUGAGCAUUGCUCAGGCCGGAUCCGACGCGGAACCUCCUUCUCGAAGCCUCUGGAAGAUAACCACUCAUCUGAUCUUACUCGUUCCACUGAUCCCGCCAAAUGGUAUCAGAUCUUAGCCAAGACUGGGGUCGACUACGGAGCUAGCUUCCAGGGAGUCCGCUCGCUUCGGUCGUCGUCUUCACGUCUGUACUCGUCGGCCACGGUAGUCUCUACCGUCAAGCAGACUGUGUACUAUCCGAUUCAUCCCACAAAAAUGGAUGCUUGUUUUCAGGGGGUCUAUGCGGCAUCGUACCAGGGACUUGAGUGGAAGAUUGGCCAACUUCCUUUGCCGACCCGGUUCGGGAAGAUCAACAUCCUCGACUGCGUGUCCAACAUGACCUGCAAUGUAUCAGCGCAUUCGCUCAGGCGAGGCGCUUUAGGCGCAAGUGCCGAAGCAUAUGCAGCAAAUGGCACGAUGGUGAUGACUCUGGAGGAUACACUGAUUCAGCCAUUGGGGGUAACCACAGUGGAUACCAAUAGCGGGAGCGGUGCGAGACUUCACUGGGGACAGGGAAUUGACUUUGUUCCGUUGAGCAGCUUGGUUUCCUCGCCACCGGGUUGGACAGAGAAUGCCAUGAUGCUAAGUCGCCUGACCAAAGCAUGCAUUGAAGACAGCUUGUCGCAGCUGGAGAAGCAUGGGGUGACAAAGAGUGUUUCGCACCUUGCAAAAUACCACGAUUGGCUGCGAGCACAUGAUGAUGCCAGGUCUUCUGGUCUAGUGGUGAAGGACAUUGCUCAGCAGGCAUCGAAAACCUCGAUUGGGGCCUGCGCCACGGCCAUGGUCAGAGUCGUGGACAACAUUGUUUCGUUGUGCAAGGGCGAAGUCGGCCCAGUGGAACUGCUUCUAAGCGACGAUACACUAUUGGAAAUGUAUGACUACUUGAACAUGGUCAAUCGGACUCCACUGUUCAGGGCGCUCGGCCACCACCAUCCAAGUCAACGGAUCCUAGAGAUUGGAGCAGGAACGGGCGGUACAACGGCCAAGAUUCUUGGAGUGACUCAGUAUUCUACAUACACCUUUACUGAUAUCUCGGCCGCUUUCUUUCCGGCCGCCCGGUCGCGGUUCGAGAUGUACCCUAACCUAAUCUUCAAGACACUGGAUAUCACAAAGGAUCCAUUGAGCCAGGGAUUCCUUCCGGAAUCUUUCGAUCUCAUCGUUGCAUCCAACGUGUUGCACGCCACUACGAGUCUCCGCGAAACACUGGUCAAUGUGCGACGGCUUCUUCACCCUUACGGAAAACUGCUCCUAGAAGAGCUUUGCGGAGACGUCAAGUACUCCAACAUCGUUACCGGCGUCCUGUCCGGGUGGUGGGCUGGUGAAGACGAUAAUCGGGCGGACGAGCCGUAUAUCAAUCCCGAGAGGUGGGACGUGGAGAUGCGGGCCGCGGGUUUCAACGGCCUGGACAGCCUCGCUUUUGAUGUGGCUCCCUCACUUCAGGGCAUGGCAUACAUGCUUACCAGUCCCAAUACUAGCUCUGCUGAUGCACUAGCAUGGGAUGAGUUGCAGAAAGGUCACGUCAGCCAAAACAUCAAUGGUAUUGAGCCAAAGAACAGAGCCUCGCCUCAUAGGACACUCAAAUUCACAGUCCUUGUGUCCGAUUCAGGGUCCUCAAAAACCGCUAUAGUCUUCCAAAAGCAGCUGCGGUCUCGUGGGCACGAGGUGACGCUUCAGAGCCUUGGAGAGUCGUUGGCUCCCUCAUCAGAUGUCAUUGUCCUAGUGGAUACUGCUCUACCAUUCUUCCACGAUAUCUCUGCUUCCAACCUAUCUAGAUUCCAACACUUCUUGCGCGAGCUGCAGCGAUCACACUCAGGGGCGCUUUGGGUGACUCAAAGCAGCCAGGUGGGGUGCAAAGACCCGCGUUAUUCGCUGUCAAUCGGCGUGGCUAGGACGUCUCGCACAGAGUUUGGCGUCGAUCUCACUACUUGCGAGUUGGACACUGUAAAUUAUACUGCGGUGGCUCUAACGCUUGAUGUGUUCGAGCAGUUUAGGAAACGUGUUGAGACCGAGACAUAUCUGCGCGAGAUGGAAUAUGUAAUCCACGAGAACUCGGUUCUGGUAGGGCGCAUGCAGCCUUUCUCAAUGCAGGGAGAGGUUGAAAACCCAGGACGUAUGUGGGUAGUGCAUGCACUACAGCGAACCCUCGGGCCAGAUGAGGUUGAAAUUGAUGUUGAUACAGCGGGUGUGAGCUAUCUGGAUGUUCUCAAUGCCGCAGAAAUCGGUGCACUCUCUGGUAGUGGUCUGGGGGUUGACGCUGCCGGAACUGUGCGCCGUGUUGGCUCCCACGUCACAGAUCUCUCCCCUGGGGACCGAGUGAUCGUACUUGGGUCCGAAUGCUUCAGCACGUCCGUUACUGUGGCCAGGAAAUGCUGCGCUCGAAUCCUGAACGAGUUAUUGUUAAAGGAUGCAAGCACAAUGCCCUUGGCCUUUGCUACUGCUAUUCAUUCUCUGAUCGAUGUCGGCCAGCUCAAGAAAAAUCCGACUGUGUUGAUUCAUUCAGCAUCUGGAGGGGUGGGGAGCGCUGCUAUCCAAAUCAGUCAAAUGAUUGGAGCCGAAAUUUACGUAACUGUCGGAAGUGACAAGAAAGCAGAAAGCUUGAUGAAGACCUUCGGAAUCUCUCCGAAUCGAAUUUUCGAUUCUCGUACCGGAUCGUUUGUCCGUGGCAUCAAGGACGCAACUAAUGAGCGCGGGGUAGACUUGGUCUUGAACACGCUGUCCGGGGACCUAUUUGCGGCUUCAUGCGAAUGCGUUGGACCGGAGGACAAGCUCAUCAACCUCGUCAGAAAAACAGGCAACAAAACUCGGACACCCUCGAAGUUACUUCUGAACAAUGUGUCACUCAUCACAAUUAACAUCCUCAAUCAAUUGAAGAGAGAUGAAGCAGACGACGCCCCUGGACCAUUACCCGCUCGAAUCAUGGACCUCUAUUCUCAGGGACAAAUUCGACCAUUGACCAUUGCAGAGACGUUUUCUGCGCGCGAUUUUCAGCAGUCACACUUUAUGUUUUUAUCACACAGUCCUGGAGCUGAGGCGCACAAAGAGCUAUUUUGCGAGAUGGAAAGAAAAGGGUGUACCGUGACGGUGGUCCGGGGAGGUGUUUCCAGUCUUGUGGACGUGGAAAAAGCCAUUUCUGCAUCACCAGAACCGCUCAAGGGCAUUUUCAACCUAUCCAUGGUGUUGCAGGACGGGUCGCUGCUAACUAUGUCUCUGGCUGACUGGAAGGCCGCGACGCAACCCAAGGUUCAGGGCACGUGGAAUCUGCAUACUGCGUCUCGACAACUCCAUGUGCGGUAUCAUUGGGAUGCCGAACAAGCCAACUACUCGGCGGGAAAUACUUUUAUGGAUGCCUUCGUGCAGUAUCGACACAGCCAAAGCCUGCCUGCGUCAGCUAUUGACGUGGGGGCCGUCGAGGGAAUUGGCUGGACUGCGGAAAACACAAAGACUCUAGAACGAUCGAAGUGGCUCGAGACCCAUGGCGUCGAUGCUAGUGGUGCUGGCACCGUUGGAGAUGCUCUGAGGGGCUUCAUCGCCACGCUGCCGGCCAACGUUGACAAGUUAGAUGACCCCAACACGAGCAAAUUCAUCGUGAGGGAGAUUGCAGCUUGGGUCUUUGAUCUUCUUCUGAAGCCCAUUCAGGAUGAUGACGAGAUCGAUCUCGCCCGCUCGUUUGUCGACAUUGGAUUGGACAGCCUGGCAGCCGUCGAGCUGCGCAGCUGGUGGAAGGCAACUUUGGGCCUGAACAUCAGCGUAUUGGAGAUCUUUUCGUUUGCGAACUUGGCUGCCAUGGGUGAUCAUGCAACCAAGGGGUUAAGGGCAAAGUUUACAUCUGCUUCUUAA
Molecule: messenger RNA, 6624 nt
Organism: Bipolaris victoriae FI3
Lineage: Eukaryota; Fungi; Ascomycota; Dothideomycetes; Pleosporales; Pleosporaceae
Exons: 9
Coding region: 1-6624 (2207 amino acids)
Biological process (GO): secondary metabolite biosynthetic process; fatty acid biosynthetic process
Molecular function (GO): phosphopantetheine binding; oxidoreductase activity; fatty acid synthase activity
Source: RefSeq, a predicted model, not a curated record